This is a messenger RNA of Lachnellula hyalina, 1068 nucleotides long. It is a transcript of the gene PIL1, whose product is annotated as Sphingolipid long chain base-responsive protein. Gene Ontology annotation, cellular component: eisosome filament; plasma membrane. The coding region runs from base 1 to 1068 and encodes 355 amino acids. NCBI's taxonomy places the organism in Eukaryota, Fungi, Ascomycota, Leotiomycetes, Helotiales, Lachnaceae. The record is from RefSeq and is a predicted model, not a curated record. Gene Ontology annotation, molecular function: lipid binding. The transcript has 5 exons. Gene Ontology annotation, biological process: negative regulation of protein kinase activity; eisosome assembly; endocytosis.
AUGCAUCGCACAUACUCCAUGAGACAGUCGCGGGCUCCUACUGCCUCGCAACUCCAGAACCCUCCUCCACCACCUUCUAGCACCAAGUCCGGACGUUUGUUCGGAAAGGGCGGUCUUGGCCAUGCUCUCCGCAAGCAAACCGCCGGGCAAUUCGGCCCAGAUCUUGCCAAGAAGCUCUCUCAGCUCGUCAAGAUGGAGAAGAACGUGAUGCGCAGCAUGGAGCUCGUGGGCCGUGAGCGUAUGGAGGUUGCUCAACAACUCUCCAUCUGGGGUGAGGCAUGCGAUGACGACGUUUCGGAUGUCACGGAUAAGCUCGGUGUCUUGCUCUACGAGAUCGGUGAGCUUGAGGACCAGUAUGUUGACCGUUAUGACCAAUACCGGGUUACCAUUAAGAGCAUCCGAAACAUCGAGGCUUCCGUCCAACCCAGCAGAGACCGCAAGCAAAAGAUCACCGACCAAAUCGCUCAGCUCAAGUACAAGGAGCCCAACUCUCCCAAGAUUGUCGUCCUCGAGCAAGAGCUUGUUCGCGCCGAAGCCGAGUCCCUAGUCGCCGAAGCCCAGCUCUCCAACAUUACCCGUGAGAAGCUAAAGGCAGCCUACACCUACCAAUUUGAUGCCCUCCGCGAACACUGCGAGAAGCUCGCCAUCAUCGCUGGCUUCGGAAAGCACCUCCUCGAGCUUGUCGAUGACACACCGGUGACGCCGGGCGAGACCCGCGCUGCGUACGAUGGCUAUGAGGCUUCUAAGGCUAUCAUCCAAGACUGUGAAGACGCACUCACCAAUUGGGUUACUGCCAACGCCAAGGUUUCGUCUAACCUCUCAACUCGUGCCCGCACAUUGUCUCAACGCCGUCGCAACAACAUCCAGCGUAAUGCCGAGGGUCAUGAUCUCUCAGGCCAAGAUCAGCCAUUGAACGACCGCGAAUCAGGUCUCUGGGUUCCAGCUAGCGCUCACAAGGGCGAUGAGUUUGAUGAUGAGGAGGAAGAGGAGGAGCUUGGUGCACCUUCUAUCCAAGAUAGCGCUAUUAAUGGCGAGUCGAGAGGCCGUACUGAAGAGGUUAUCGCAUAA